AUGGACAUUCAGGAGAGAAGUGUGCAGAGCUGCGGCGAGAACAUUGUCGACAUGGGGGACAUGGAGGACGAAACCUUUGCCAUCUCCAGUUCCUCUGCUGCUGACACUGCAUUCGACUCUGUUAUUGGCUGCAUAGAGGACAUCAUUAUGGAGGAGGAUUUCCAACUACUGCAGCGGAAUUUCAUGGAGAAACACUACAAAGAGUUUGAUAACACUGAAGAAAACAAACUCAGCUACACACCCAUUUUCAAUGAAUAUGUGGAGCUGUUAGAGAAAUAUGUGGAGCAACAGCUCAUGAAGAGGAUUCCCGGAUUCAAUAUGGCAACCUUCAUAGAGCAUCUCAUGGAGCACAAAGAUGAAGUAUCUGGCGACAUUGUUGACGUACUGCUGUCCUUUAUUGAUUUUGUGGCUUUUAAGGAAAUGGUUUUGCAAUACAAAGUGGAAAAGGAGGGCCGAAGUCUGGACUUGAGCACAGGACUCAUAGUCACCCCUUUAACCCCGGCAGCCUCCAGCCAGUCAGGAUCCAAACAGUUGCCGUGA
This is a messenger RNA of Nerophis lumbriciformis (worm pipefish), 540 nucleotides long. NCBI's taxonomy places the organism in Eukaryota, Metazoa, Chordata, Actinopteri, Syngnathiformes, Syngnathidae. The record is from RefSeq and is a predicted model, not a curated record.